AUGCCCGUAGCAACGCGCAGUGUAAUUGCUGGUUUUCGAGGGACAGUCCCACAUGGCCUAUCACUGGAGAUUGGAGACACUGUUCAAAUAUUAGAGAAAUGCGAUGGAUGGUACAGAGGAUUUGCCUUAAAAAACCCCAAUGUUAAGGGCAUAUUUCCAUCUAACUACAUUCACCUGAAGAAUGCAUGCGUUAAGAACAAAGGACAAUUUGAAAUGGUUAUUCCAACAGAAGAUUCUGUUAUUACAGAAAUGACAUCAACUCUAAGAGACUGGGGAACAAUGUGGAAACAACUCUAUGUGAGGAAUGAGGGGGAUCUCUUUCACCGGCUGUGGCACAUAAUGAAUGAAAUCCUAGACCUGCGAAGGCAGGUCCUUGUUGGCCAUCUCACCCAUGAUCGAAUGAAGGACGUCAAGCGUCACAUCACUGCUCGUCUGGACUGGGGCAAUGAACAACUGGGGCUUGACUUAGUUCCAAGAAAAGAAUAUGCUAUGGUGGAUCCUGAAGAGAUCAGCAUUACGGAGCUGUACAGGCUGAUGGAACAUCGCCAUAGAAAAAAAGACACACCAGUGCCAGCUAGCAGCCACCAUCUUUUUGUUCAGAUGAAGAGUUUAAUGUGCUCCAAUCUGGGAGAGGAACUGGAAGUCAUCUUUUCACUCUUUGAUAGUAAAGAAAAUCGACCCAUCAGUGAAAGAUUUUUUUUAAGACUGAAUAGAAAUGGUUUGCCAAAAUGUCCAGAAAAGCCUGAAAGACACUGUUCCCUCUUUGUGGAUUUGGGUAGCAGUGAACUCAGGAAGGACAUCUAUAUCACUGUGCACAUUAUCCGAAUAGGACGAAUGGGAGCUGGAGAAAAGAAAAAUGCCUGCAGUGUACAAUAUAGACGUCCCUUUGGCUGUGCAGUCCUCAGUAUUGCAGAUUUGCUGGCAGGAGAUUCAAAGGAUGACCUUGUCUUAAAAGUCUACAUGUGCAACACAGAGAGUGACUGGUAUCAGAUCCAUGAAAAUAUCAUUAAAAAGCUGAAUGCACGUUACAACUUGACAGGUUCCAAUGCAGGUCUGGCAGUUUCUCUUCAGUUGCUUCAUGGAGACAUAGAACAAAUUAGGAGGGAGUAUACAUCCAGAUUUACCCAUGGAGUAUCCAUAACAAGGAAACUAGGUUUUUCCAAUAUUAUAAUGCCUGGUGAAAUGAGGAAUGAUUUAUAUAUCACUGUAGAAAGAGGAGAAUUUGAGAAAGGAGGGAAAAGUGUGGCCAGAAAUGUGGAAGUGACAAUGCAUGUGGUCGACAGCAGCGGUCAAAUUUUAAAGGAUUUUAUCUCAUUUGGCUCUGGAGAGCCACCAGCCAGCGAGUACCAUUCUUUUGUGCUUUAUCAUAACAAUGGCCCCAGAUGGGCUGAGCUGCUGAAACUUCCAAUUCCUGUGGAUAAGUUCAGAGGAGCUCACAUCCGCUGUGAAUUCCGGCACUGUUCCACAAAAGAAAAGGGUGAGAAGAAGUUGUUUGGCUUUUCUUUCGUGCCUCUUAUGCAGGAAAAUGGGAGGACUUUGCCAGAUGGCACCCAUGAGCUAAUUGUUCACAAGUGUGAAGAAAAUGCAAACCUUCAGGACUCUGGUCGCUACCUCAAACUCCCCUUUUCAAAGGGAAUAUCCCUAGGAAACAACAGCCAAGCAGUAAAAGCCACUAAAGAAUCUUUCUGGAUUACAUCCUUUCUCUGCUCCACUAAACUCACACAGAAUGGAGAUAUGCUUGACCUUCUGAAAUGGAGAACCCACCCAGACAAAAUUGCAGGUUGCCUCUCAAAAUUAAAAGAAAUUGAUGGUUCAGAAAUAGUGAAGUUUCUUCAAGAUACACUUGACACUUUAUUUGGGAUUUUAGAUGAAAAUUCUCAAAAAUAUGGAUCAAAAGUAUUUGAUUGCUUGGUUCACAUAAUAAAUUUGCUGCAGGACAGCAAGUUUCACCACUUUAAGCCAGUAAUGGACACUUACAUUGAAAGUCAUUUUGCAGGAGCACUUGCAUACAGAGAUCUUAUAAAAGUGCUGAAGUGGCAUAUUGAUCGAGUCACUGAGGUCGACCUUCAUGAUCACAUACAGGAAGUACUAAAGGCCCAGGAAUAUAUCUUUAAAUACAUUGUUCAAUCUCGAAGAUUAUUCUCUAUUGCUACUGGUGGACAAAAUGAAGAGGAAUUUCGCUGCUGUAUUCAAGAGCUCCUUAUGUCAGUACGCUUCUUCCUGUCUCAGGAGAGCAAAGGAGCCAGUGCUUUAUCCCAACUACAAGCUGUGUUUCUCAGCUCGUUCCCAUCGGUCUACUCAGAACUUUUGAAGCUCUUUGAUGUGAGAGAAGUGGCAAAUUUGGUUCACGAUGCUUUGGGCAGCUUGCCAACAGUCAUGCAUGGAGAUGAGUCCCUUCAAGCUGUUAAACUGCAGAGUAUUGGGAAAACUGUAGAGAGUCACCUGUACACUAACCCAGAUUCUCGAUGCAUUCUUCUUCCAGUAGUUUUACAUCAUCUCCACAUGCAUUUGCAAGAGCAGAAGGACCUUAUAAUGUGUGCCCGUAUCCUUAGCAACAUAUUUUGCCUCAUCAAGAAGAACAGCUCAGAAAAAUCAGUCCUGGAAGAAAUUGAUGUGAUUGUAAACAGCCUGCUAGAUAUUCUAUUAAGGACCAUACUAGAGAUCACCAGCCGACCACAACCAUCAGGCUCUGCUAUGCGCCUCCAGUUUCAAGAUGUGACUGGGGAAUUUGUCUCCUGUUUAUUGUCACUCUUACGACAAAUGACUGAUAGACAUUAUCAACAGCUUCUUGAUAGCUUCAACACAAAGGAAGAUCUGAGGGAUUUCCUGCUGCAGAUUUUCACAGUAUUUCGGAUACUAAUACGACCAGAGAUGUUCCCUAAAGACUGGACAGUGAUGCGUUUGGUUGCAAACAAUGUGAUCAUUACUACAGUCUUGUACCUUUCGGAUGCCCUUCGUAAAAACUUCUUAAAUGAAAACUUUGAUUACAAGAUAUGGGAUUCCUACUUUUUCCUUGCUGUCAUUUUUAUAAACCAGUUAUGUCUGCAACUGGAGAUGUUCACACCUUCCAAGAAGAAAAAGGUUUUAGAAAAAUAUGGUGACAUGCGGGUAACAAUGGGAUGUGAAAUCUUCAGUAUGUGGCAAAAUUUAGGGGAACACAAGCUUCAUUUCAUUCCAGCAUUGAUUGGCCCUUUCCUGGAAGUGACCUUGAUCCCUCAGCCAGACCUGAGGAAUGUAAUGAUUCCUAUUUUCCAUGACAUGAUGGACUGGGAGCAAAGGCGAAGUGGCAACUUUAAACAGGUAGAAGCAAAGCUGAUUGACAAACUGGACAGCCUAAUGUCAGAAGGUAAAGGUGAUGAAACAUAUCGAGAACUCUUCAACAGUAUAAUUCCACUUUUUGGUCCUUAUCCUAGUCUGCUGAAGAAAAUUGAGCGGGAAACAUGGAGGGAAAGUGGUGUUUCAUUAAUUGCCACUGUGACUCGCCUCAUGGAGAGGCUCCUGGACUACAGGGACUGCAUGAAAAUGGGAGAAGUGGAUGGCAAAAAGAUUGGCUGCACUGUUAGCCUUUUGAAUUUUUACAAGACUGAACUGAACAAGGAAGAGAUGUAUAUUCGCUAUAUUCAUAAGCUCUAUGACCUACAUCUGAAAGCACAGAACUUCACAGAGGCUGCCUACACACUCCUGCUGUAUGAUGAGCUGCUGGAGUGGUCUGAUCGGCCGCUCAGGGAGUUUCUCACCUACCCCAUGCAAACUGAGUGGCAGCGUAAGGAGUGUCUCCAUCUGACCAUCAUUCAAAACUUUGAUAGGGGAAAGUGUUGGGAAAAUGGCAUUAUCUUAUGCAGGAAAAUUGCAGAACAGUAUGAGAGCUACUAUGACUACAGAAAUCUCAGCAAGAUGAGGAUGAUGGAAGCAUCUCUGUAUGAUAAAAUUAUGGAUCAACAGCGUUUGGAGCCAGAAUUUUUCAGAGUUGGUUUCUAUGGGAAAAAGUUCCCAUUCUUCUUGAGGAAUAAGGAAUUUGUUUGCCGAGGACAUGACUAUGAAAGGCUGGAGGCCUUCCAGCAGCGAAUGUUGAAUGAGUUCCCACAUGCCAUUGCUAUGCAACAUGCUAAUCAACCAGAUGAGACCAUCUUUCAGGCAGAAGCACAGUAUUUGCAGAUUUAUGCAGUGACACCAAUUCCAGAAAAUCAGGAAGUCUUACAGAGAGAUGGUAUUCCUGAUAAUAUCAAGAGCUUUUACAAAGUAAAUCACAUCUGGCGAUUCCGAUAUGACAGACCUUUUCACAAAGGGACCAAGGACAAGGAAAAUGAAUUCAAGAGUCUAUGGGUAGAGAGAACCACACUGAUCUUGGUUCAGAGUUUACCUGGAAUAUCUCGUUGGUUUGAAGUAGAAAAACGUGAAGUGGUGGAAAUGAGUCCCCUUGAGAAUGCUAUUGAAGUCUUAGAAAAUAAGAACCAGCAGUUAAGAACAUUGAUUAGUCAGUGUCAAACUCGACAGAUGCAGAACAUUAACCCUCUCACAAUGUGUCUAAAUGGGGUCAUUGAUGCCGCAGUUAAUGGUGGAGUUGCUAGAUACCAAGAGGCAUUCUUUGUCAAAGAAUACAUCUUGAACCAUCCAGAAGAUGGAGAGAAGAUUACACGCUUAAGAGAACUUAUGCUCGAGCAGGCUCAGAUUCUAGAAUUUGGCUUGGCAGUGCAUGAGAAGGUGGUGCCACAGGACAUGAGGCCGUUGCACAAAAAGCUGGUGGAUCAGUUCUUUGUGAUGAAGUCCAGCUUGGGAAUACAGGAAUUUUCUGCCUGUGUACAAGCUAGCCCUGUUCACUUCCCAAAUGGAAGUCCUCGUGUAUGCCGGAAUUCCAUACCUGUUUCUAUGAGCCCUGAUGCUGCCAGGGUAAUACCACGACGCAGCCCCUUGAGUUACCCAGCUGUCAAUCGGUAUUCUUCCUCAUCACUGUCAUCCCAAGCUUCUGCUGAAGUCAGCAACAUCACUGGGCAGUCAGAAAGCUCCGAUGAAGUUUUUAACAUGCAGCCUAGUCCAUCUACCUCAAGCCUGAGUUCUACUCAUUCUGCUUCACCUAACGUGACUAGCUCAGCUCCAUCCAGUGCCAGAGCUUCUCCUCUGUUGUCUGACAAACAUAAGCAUUCCCGAGAAAACUCUUGCCUGUCUCCCAGAGAGAGGCCCUGCAGUGCCAUCUACCCUACUCCUUUGGAAACUUCUCAGAGAAUGCUGUUUAAUCAUAUUGGAGAUGGUGCUUUGCCACGAAGUGAUUCCAGUCUGCCCGGCACUGACAAAGCUGUGAACACUACCCCCAGCAGCUGGAGUCUGGACAGUGGCAAGGAAGCCAGAAACACAUCAGAAAGUGGAAAGCUUAUAUCUCCUCCUGUACCACCAAGACCUGUACAGACUGCAUCACCAGCAAGACACAUAGCCCCCAUUUCCCCUUCUCCUGCUGGAAGAUCACCGAUGAAGGGGUCUGUGCAAUCAUUCACACCGUCUCCAGUGGAGUAUCAUUCCUCGGGGCUCAUAUCCAACUCCCCGGCGCUGUCGGGGAGUUACAGCAGCGGCAUCUCUUCGCUCAGCCGAUGUAGCACAUCAGAAACAUCAGGCUUUGAAAGCCAAGGCAGCGAACCAGCAGUGACUGUCCCAAACUACAACGUUUCCGAGGAGCCUGUGAGAAAAGAAAGCAAAACCCCGCCACCUUACAGCGUGUAUGAGCGGACUUUGAAGCGCCCCGUUCCUCUACCUCACAGCCUCUCCAUCCCGCCCGCCGCAGACCCUCCGGCACUGCCACCCAAGCCACAGCUGGUUCGGCCAAACAACCUGGAAAACAGCAGCAGGAGGACUGAGCAGGUUCCCCGGCCCAGGCCUCUGCCCCGCAAAGUCUCUCAGCUAUGA
Cinclus cinclus is the source of this 5892-nucleotide messenger RNA. It is a transcript of the gene DOCK4, whose product is annotated as dedicator of cytokinesis 4. Gene Ontology annotation, cellular component: plasma membrane; cytoplasm. Gene Ontology annotation, biological process: small GTPase-mediated signal transduction; cell chemotaxis. The record is from RefSeq and is a predicted model, not a curated record. Lineage: Eukaryota; Metazoa; Chordata; Aves; Passeriformes; Cinclidae. The transcript has 53 exons. Gene Ontology annotation, molecular function: guanyl-nucleotide exchange factor activity; small GTPase binding; GTPase activator activity. The coding region runs from base 1 to 5892 and encodes 1963 amino acids.